AUGAGUUUAAUUUUAAAACACGAACAACACAAAUUCGAAGGAGACGGAUUCUUCUCAGCUUUAUCGUCUCUCAUCCCAAAAGUAGCCAACUUUGUCUCCAAAUUCCUCAUUUCAUCUGGAGCGCAAGCUCUUAGAGCGGUAGCAAAAGCAGGAGUAAAUAUAAGCGAAACAGUGAAAAGAUCAACUAUUAACACUGUCUCAAUUUUGUUAAGCUGGAAGAUUAGGAAUAUAAUCAUACAAAAUCAAGACACAAGUUUAAUAGAUGCCAACAUUUCAUACCACGAAGAAUAUUUAAAACAUCGCAGGCAGUGGGAGAUACUACCAAACUCUGUGACAAAUAUCCGAGGUUUCAAAAUUGUUCAUAGAGAUAUUGAAAAUAGAACAAGUGCGGCAGGUGCAGCAACUGGUGGAAUAUCUGCCGCAGUCAAAGCUGCCAACGCAAAGAAAGCAGCUGAUGCUAAAGCCACUGAAGAACGCAGACUUAAUUUAAUAAUGGAAAAGGAAGUUAAAGGUUCAGGAGUGGGACAUAUGAUAGGCACAAUAAAAGAAUUUGGAAAAAGAUUUGGGGAAGAAACCAAGAAAACUGUUAAACAAGGAUUAAAUAAAUUAGUAGAUAGUAUUGACACAGGAGAAGUCAAAGUCAAACAUAAGGGUAAUGGAAUAUUUGUAAAAAAUAUACACACUGGAGAAGGAUUAUCUCUUUCAAAGUAUAAAGGAGGAGUGAUUUUUGGAAAUAUAGAAUAA
Lottia gigantea (owl limpet) is the source of this 744-nucleotide messenger RNA. RefSeq lists its product as hypothetical. The transcript has 3 exons. Lineage: Eukaryota; Metazoa; Mollusca; Gastropoda; Lottiidae. The record is from RefSeq and is a predicted model, not a curated record. The coding region runs from base 1 to 744 and encodes 247 amino acids.